GCUGGGAACUGUAAGUUUUUCAGGAAGCAUAGAUGGCAACAGCAAGAAUGGAUAUCCCCAGCCCUGGCUACAACCAAUACCUGGUGCACAGAUCAGUCUACUCUGAACCAACAUUCCAAGAAGAAAAUGAAAGAAAAGAGCCUGUUCGGAAAACUCUCCAGGACAGGGUGAAAAAGAAUUGCAGCUGUACAUCAAAAAAGGCUUUGUUUAUAGUCAAGAAGUUUCUCCCUAUUCUGAAUUGGUUACCCAAAUACAGAUGGAAAGAAUGGUUUUUAAGUGACCUGAUCUCUGGAGUCAGCACAGGUCUUGUUGGUACCUUGCAAGGCCUGGCAUUUGCAUUGCUUGCUGCAGUCCCUGUUGGAUAUGGCCUCUACUCUUCUUUUUUCCCUAUCUUGACUUAUUUUUUCCUGGGAACAUCAAAACACAUUUCUGUGGGACCAUUCCCAGUGGUCAGUUUGAUGGUGGGAUCAGUUGUUCUGUCUAUUGCUCCAGAUGAAAAAUUUGCAAUAUUAGGCAACUCUACAGGACUGAACGAAACAAUAAUAGACACAGUAGCAAGAGAUGCAGCCAGAGUUGCCGUUUCAGGAACACUCAGCUUUCUAAUUGGAAUUAUACAGCUUGCACUUGGCGUAUUUCAAAUUGGCUUUAUUAUCAGAUAUUUGGCAGAUCCAUUAGUUGGUGGUUUUACUACAGCUGCAGCCUUCCAAGUGUUUGUUUCACAAUUCAAACUAGUGCUCAAUGUCCCCACAAAGAACUACAACGGAGUACUCUCUAUCAUAUAUACAAUAAUAGAUAUCUUUACCAACAUUGCGAAAACCAACAUUGCUGAUCUGAUUGCUGGACUUCUAACAUUUGUUGUUUGCGUUGUGGUGAAAGAAAUAAAUGAUCGAUACAAACGCAUCUUUCGGGUACCUAUUCCUAUAGAAGUAAUUGUGACCAUAGUAGCUACAGGGAUUUCAUAUGGCGUCAAUCUGGAAAAGAAAUAUAAUGCAGGGAUUGUGAAGACAAUUCCAACUGGAUUCAUACCACCUAUGACACCAGACGUGAGCCUCUUCUCACAAAUAGGUAGUUCAGCAUUUUCCAUCGGUAUUGUUGCCUAUGCUGUAGCUGUGUCUGUGGGAAAAGUUUAUGCUACAAAGCACAACUAUGAAGUUGAUGGAAAUCAGGAGUUCAUUGCCUUUGGAAUAAGCAAUCUAUUCGGUGGAGUAUUUUCUUGCUUUUGUGCCACCACGGCCCUAUCACGUACAGCUAUCCAGGAAAGCACUGGAGGCAAAACACAGAUUGCUGGGAUUAUCUCAGCUGGGAUUGUGUUAAUUGCAAUUGUGGCACUUGGCAAGCUCCUUGAACCCCUUCAAAAGUCAGUGCUAGCGGCCAUUGUCAUUGCCAAUCUGAAGGGGAUGUUUUGGCAAGUUUUUGAUGUACCUCGCUUAUGGAAACAGAACAAAUGGGACUCAGUUAUCUGGGUUUUUACCUGCAUUGCAUCAAUCCUUCUGGGACUUGAUUUAGGACUGCUAGCUGGCUUGUUGUUUGGAUUAGUGACUAUUAUUUUACGUGUUCAGUUCCCUUCAUGUGGAGCUCUUGGUAGUGUUCCUGGCACAGACAUUUACAAAAAUGUCAAAGAAUACAAAAAUCUCAUAGAGCCAGAAGGAGUUAAAAUCAUUCGCUAUACAAGUGGUAUGUUUUAUGGAAAUAUCGACGGGUUUAAGAAUGCCAUCAAAUCAAUUGUUGGGUUUGAUGCGGUGAAAGUUUAUAACAAGAGAACAAAAGCACUGAGGAAAAUACAAAAGCUUAUUAAAAAAGGACAACUAAGAUCAACAAAGAAUGGCAUUAUUAGCAGCACAGGAGCAGAUAAUGAAGGUUAUGAUCCUGAUGAUGAUCCCGAGGACCCAGAACAAGAAAAUAAUGAAGCAGUUCAAACAAAAGAAGUAGAGAUCCAAGUAGACUGGAACUCAGAACUUCCAAUAAAAGUAUCUGUGCCCAAAGUCUCCAUUCACAGCAUCAUUUUUGAUUUUGGGCAAAUCCACUUCAUUGAUGUGGUUGCAGUGAGAUCUCUUAAAGUGAUAUUUAAAGAAUUUAAGAGAAUUGAUGUAGAGCCAUACAUUGCAGCAUAUGAAGAUGGUGUUUUACAAAAAAUGGAAAAAUGCUUUUUCUUUGAUGAGGUGAUCAAACGAGACAUCUUCUUUUUGACCGUCCAUGAUGCUGUGCUGCAUAUAGAGAACCUGAGAAAGUUCUAUGAUGGUCAUGAUCCUCUUCUUGAAAAGAUUUCACUCAUGCAAGAAUCUAAGGAACCAUUGGAGUUCACCACAACUGAUCCAACAGACCAAGAACUGGAUGCCCAGGAAGGGGCUCUCCGAUCACUGGCACACUGAAGAAAGGCAUCUGUAACACUCAUUAGGGACAGUAUCAUCCUUUGGGUUCAAUAACGAGACAUUUGCUGUUUCAUUAACAUCUACUAAUACCAUGCUAUGCAUAUGAUAAAAAUGUUAUGAAUGUUUAUGAAUUAUAUGAUGGGCAACUCCUCAAAAACCUUCCAAACAGCAUUUUAAAUGUGUAAAACAGAUAGACAACAAAACCAAGUGUCCUUAUACUACUGGUUUUAAGCAUCCUUCCUUUCUGAUAAGGACUGAACAGCCAUUUAGAGAUUGAGGUUUAAAGUAUAAUGAGCCUAGGUGAUAUUGAAGUCAACAGAUGUUAUGAUUGAGAGGUAUUCCGAUUUAUGCACCUACCAGGACAAGAGAGGAGGAAAGGAAUAUGUGCAACAUUCUAAUGAAUAAACAUAUAAACAAAAAUAAAAUUGAGUGUUGAGGCAAAGAACAUGACUGUUACCCAAACAUUUAAGCCACAACAUCAAAUUCUUCAAAUUCUGUGAACUAAGAUAAGUUUAAUAUAACAAAUACAUGUUGGCCUGACUGCCUCAUUAAAUGGCAAAAUAUUUACAUAAAUUAAGCAUAUUCAUUUUAAGUCACAAGGGGGUUAGUUAUUAAAAUCCGAAUGCCAAAAUCUCCAAAAAUUCUAGUUUUUUUUUUUUUACUAUAAAAUCUGAAUUUUUAGUGAAAAAAAAAAACAAACAAAUUUUUCAAAAUUUAUUAUACCCCGAGAAUGGAAAAAGUCAGGAUACGAAAAUCCGGCAUUUUAGACCUGUCGAGGUGGUAUAUAUAUAUAUAUAAGUCAAUUGCAGAGUUUCCUAUAGUAUUUGGAAAUUUUCUCGCUGAAAUUAGCCAUAAAAUUCUACUAUUUUGGACUUUUUGGGCAAAAAUCUGAAAAAUUCAGGGUUUUUGGGAAAAACCCUUAAAAAUCCAGCAAUUUGGGGAAAACUCUGAAAAAAACAUACGAUUUGGAUUUUCUCUAGAUUUUGUUGAGUUUGUCCCCGAUCCAAUUAAAUUGUGUUUUUUUAUUAAUAAAUAAAGUCACAACAUCAGAUUUUUUUUUUGGUCAGACUUUUUUCAUUUAAAUCAGAAAAAUUCUGAUUUUGAUAAAUAAUGCCCUAAGUGUAGCAAAUAUUAAUAUGUGGCUGUGAACUAUAGUCAGUUUAUUAUAAGUAUUUUACAAGUAUAGAUCAGUAUAGCUCUAUAGUAUAAAUCUUACUAAACUAAAGUAAUUUAGUAGUAUCUGUGAAAA
Molecule: messenger RNA, 3618 nt
Organism: Xenopus laevis (African clawed frog)
Lineage: Eukaryota; Metazoa; Chordata; Amphibia; Anura; Pipidae
Gene: slc26a4.3.S
Product: solute carrier family 26 member 4 gene 3 S homeolog
Biological process (GO): transmembrane transport; sulfate transmembrane transport; oxalate transport
Cellular component (GO): membrane
Molecular function (GO): secondary active sulfate transmembrane transporter activity
Source: RefSeq, marked provisional